UGUAUGCGAAUAGUAGCAGCUACAUCUAUGGUACGUUUAUUAUCUGUCGUCUCGGCUAUGCGCAGCGCGAGGUGCGAGAGGUUGUCUAUGGCCACGGUUGGCGGGCAGACACGAACGCACGGCGAGCGGAGACGCUGUGACAUUGGCGAGCCGAUAUCCUAAGUAAUAAACAUAUCAUAACAAUACGAAUACACUACAUUUGGCGACGAGGAUAAACAUAACCAUUGGCGGCAUGUCGGUAGCCCAAAUUACCCUAGAAAAAUUUGAGUGCGCGGGAGAUACCACCUCAGUCGCUAUUAGAUGGGAGAAAUGGAAGAGGAGUUUGCAAAUAUACUUACUAGCAGCCGGCAUCGUGGACGACCAGAAACAAACGGCUUCUCUAUUGCAUUUCGGAGGGCCCGAGUUACAAGAGAUAUUUUUUAGUAUUCCGGAAAAUUCCGAUAGUGGUAGCUCAGGUACAACAUUUAAAACGGCAGUAAAAAAACUUGAUAAUUACUUUGCUCCUAAGCAAAGUAAAGUUUACGAACGUCAUGUAUUUAGGCUUCUUAAACAAGAACCUCAGGAAAAGUUUGAAAAGUUUCUUGUUAGACUUCGGCAGCAAGCUGCAAAAUGUGAUUUAGAUCUUAACGACGAAUAUAUUAUAGACCAAAUUGCAGAAAAAUGUUCAUCAAAUGAUUUACGUAAAAAAAUCCUUAAACUGGGGGACGCAAUUACUCUUGACGUUAUUAUCAAGGAGGCUAAUAUUUUAGAGGUUUUAGGUCGUCAGUUAGGAGAAUACGUCGAUAAAACGCCAGAUUCUCAAGGGGUGAAUAGGAUUCAGUCUAGAUUUAAAAAUAUGAAAUAUUGUCGGAGGUGUGGUCGCGGAGAGCAUACAAAACAAGGUCGAGAUUGCCCAGCUAAAAACAAGAGGUGUUUAGAAUGCGGAGAAAUGGGACAUUUUCGUGCCCAGUGUCUAAACAUUAAGAGGAAAAUAGAACAUAACGGAAAAGGAAAAGAGGAGAGCAUAAAAGGAGGGAAAUCGAACCAAAUAAAGAGGUUCAAACGAAUUUAUAAUGUGCGUGAUAAAGACGACGAUAGACCGUGCCAACCAACUGAUUAUAUAUUUAAUAUAAGUAGCUCCACCUCGAUAACAGGCAAUAUAGGUGGGGUCAAUGUUCAAAUGAUAAUUGAUUCGGGAUGUAAUGACAAUUUAAUAACGGAUAAGACUUGGAAGACGAUGAAGGAGAGCAACGUUGUCGUUACGAACCAAGAUGCGCAUCCCGUCAAGAAUUUCAUGGCAUAUGGAAGCGAUUCACCGUUGAAGCUACUAGGAUCUUUUCAAGCUAAUAUACAAGUCGGCGAACGUACGGAGAACUCCAAGUUUUACGUUAUUAAAGAUGGAACCUGCAACUUACUAGGCCGUCUAACUGCUACUUCAUUGGGUAUUCUGAGGAUCGAAGUUGAUGUUAAUGCUAUUGUGUAUCAAGAAUUUCCUAAAUUUAAGGAUGUAUUGAUCACAAUCCCUAUUGAUAGCACGAUACCAGCGGUAAGCCAGCCAUACCGAAGAAUCCCUAUACCUUUAGAAGAAAAAGUUAACAAGAAAAUUGAAGAGUUACUCGCGAAAGACAUUAUAGAGGAAGUUAAAAGUGCAUCCAAUUGGGUGUCACCAAUAGUGCCGAUCCUGAAAGAUAACGGAGAGGUCCGCUUAUGCGUCGACAUGAGACAGGCGAACCUCGCUAUCAGGCGUGAAAACCAUCCAUUGCCGACAAUGGAUCAGAUACUACCUCGAGUUAGGUUUGCCAAAGUAUUUAGCAAAUUAGACAUAAAAGACGCCUUCCAUCACAUAGAAAUACACCCAGAUUCCAGAGACAUUACAACUUUCAUCUCUAAUAGGGGAUUAUUCCGAUACAAACGGAUGAUGUUCGGUAUAAACUGUGCACCCGAGAUAUUUCAAAAGACCCUGGAAAGAAUUCUUAUAGGCUGUGAAGGAGUAGUUAAUUUUAUAGAUGAUAUUUUGAUUUUUGCAAGAAACUUACAGGAACAUGACGAGAGACUUAAAAGGGUCAUGGAGGUGUUAGACAAACAUAAGGUAUUGCUGAGAAAGGACAAAUGUAUAUAUCGAGUUAAUAAAAUUCAAUUCCUGGGGCAUGAGCUGACGGAUCAGGGAGUCAAACCAUUGCAAAAAUACAGCGCUGCAAUUUCCGAAUUUAGACCACCGACGAACGUGGCAGAACUUCAAAGUUUUUUAGGCUUAAUUAACUAUGUAGGGAAAUGGAUUCCUAACCUGGGAGAAGAAACUGAGCCUUUGAGAAUACUUCUUAAAAACAGAACAGGUAGAAAUUCGGAUAUAAAGGAGGCCUGGGGCGAAGCCCAGCAAAUCGCUUUUAAUAAUCUAAAAGCUGCGCUGGUGAACGUACCGCAUUUGGGGUAUUAUGAUCCUGAUGAUAAAACAGCUGUGUUAGCAGAUGCUAGUCCAGUCGCAUUAGGAGCAGUACUCGUACAAAUAGAUAAUGGAGGCCCCCGUAUAAUUGCAUUCGGUAGUAAGACAUUAAGUCAUUGUGAACGUCGAUACUGCCAGACUGAGAAGGAGGCUCUAGCUCUGGUUUGGGCAGUAGAACACUUUGAUAUGUUUCUUUACGGUAAAGAAUUUGAUCUGAUAACCGAUCACAAGCCUUUAGAAGUCAUUUUUGGUCCCAGAUCAAAGCCGUGUGCUCGUAUUGAAAGGUGGGUAUUGCGGUUGCAAUCAUAUAAAUUUAAGAUCAAGUACGUCCCGGGUAAAAAUAAUAUAGCAGACCCCCUAUCGAGACUCUGUAAGCUGGAAGAAACACCUGCAGCAUUAGAUGGAAACCAAAUACGGUUUAUAGUGGAGCAUACCGUACCUUGUGCUGUACCGUUGAGGGACUUAAUCGAACAGUCUCGUAAGGACCCCGAAAUCCACAAAGUUAGAGAGGGACUAUAUAAAGACAUUUGGGAUGAGACGGUAAAAAAGUAUAAGACAUUCCAAACCGAGCUUUGUUUCCACGAAGACAUCUUAUUGCGCGGGACACGAAUAGUGAUACCAGGCAACCUACGAGAUCGUGUACUCCAACUAGCACACGAAGGACACCCGGGAAUAGUGGGUAUGAAAGCAAGAUUAAGAACAAAGGUUUGGUGGCCCAACCUUGAUAAAGACGCAACCAAUGCGUGUAAGUCAUGCAAAGGAUGUACUUUAGUAUCCGCUCCUAACCCGCCAAAUCCUCUAAAAAGAAGAGAAUUACCCUCGGAACCUUGGGUGGACAUAGCUCUAGAUUUAAUGGGACCAUUGCCUAGUAAUAUCUACAUAUUAGUAGUAGUGGAUUACUACACUAGAUACAAGGAGGUGAAAUUAUGCAGAUCUGUGACAAGCGCUGAAAUUAUUGAACAACUAAAAGAUAUUUUCAGUCGAUUAGGGAAUCCGGUCUCAUUGACAUCGGAUAACGGAAAACAAUUUACCAGUGAAGAGUUUAAAACCUUUUGCGCUGAGAGAGACAUCCGCAUAUUUAAUACGGUUCCCUACUCACCUCAACAGAAUGGGGAAGUAGAAAGGCAAAACCGCAGCAUUUUGAAACGGUUAAAAAUCGCCCAAGCCGAAAAGAAGAACUUGAAGGAGGCUUUACGUACAUACUUAGAAAUGUAUAACAGUACACCCCACACCGUCACUGGAAAAACACCAGCUGAACUCUUUUUCCGUCGACAGUUUCGUGACAAAUUACCCAUGAUUAAUGAUAUGACUUAUAAACCGGAAGAUUUUGAGAUCAGGGACAGGGACAAAGAACAUAAAGAAAAGGGAAAGGAGUAUGCUGAUAGGAAAAGACGGGCUACUGACAGUGAUCUCAGUGUAGGGGACAAAGUAUACCUGAAAAACACAAAUAAAACAAAUAAGUUGAGCCUAGACUUUGACCCAACUAUUCACACAGUUGAGUCCGUAAAUGGAAACGACGUACAAUUAAAGAAUGAUGAAACAGGGCAACAAACGCGACGCAACGUUAUACACCUCAAGAAGGCAGAGGGCCAAUGGCAAGUAGUCGAUAAAAGUAACGUCGACAAUUGCUCAGACCAAGAUGACAUGGAACUAUCUGAGUGAAUCCUUGGGGUCGCGUAAUUACUGUUAAAAGAGUUGAAAGUUAAUCUAUUUAAGAAUGUGAAGAAGUAUAUUUAAGUUUACUCGAUUCCCAGGAUAACUUGAUUUUGUAUGAUUUGUUUGGUUUAUAAAACUAUUCUUAAGGAGUCCCUGUAUUGUUAAAUAAUAACAUUCUGAAAUACGAUUGGACUUUUAUUGACCUCAAGUUUAGUGCACUUACGUCAUAUUGUACUAUGCACGUAGGUGAUAAAAGAAACAAUAAAACAAGGGAGGGAUGUAGUGUAUGCGAAUAGUAGCAGCUACAUCUAUGGUACGUUUAUUAUCUGUCGUCUCGGCUAUGCGCAGCGCGAGGUGCGAGAGGUUGUCUAUGGCCACGGUUGGCGGGCAGACACGAACGCACGGCGAGCGGAGACGCUGUGACAUUGGCGAGCCGAUAUC
Molecule: messenger RNA, 4516 nt
Organism: Helicoverpa armigera (cotton bollworm)
Lineage: Eukaryota; Metazoa; Arthropoda; Insecta; Lepidoptera; Noctuidae
Exons: 2
Coding region: 233-4081 (1282 amino acids)
Biological process (GO): DNA integration
Molecular function (GO): nucleic acid binding; zinc ion binding
Source: RefSeq, a predicted model, not a curated record